UUGGCGCAUGCGCGGUUGGGUAGGUGAGGCGGCGGCGGCGCUGGCGCUGCUGCGUCUCUGAGGGGGAAGGAGAGGCGGCGGCGGCUGCAGGAGCAGCAGGAACAGGAGCAGCGAUGGCUUUCACGCUGUACGCGCUGCUGCAGGCCGCGCUGCUUUUCGUGAACGCCAUCGCGGUGCUGCACGAGGAGCGCUUCCUCCGGAGGAUUGGCUGGGGAGCAGACCAAGGCAUUGGAGGAUUUGGAGAAGAUCCAGGAAUUAAAGGACAAUUGAUGAACCUUAUCCGAUCUGUACGGACAGUUAUGAGAGUACCAUUAAUUGGAGUAAACACGGUAACAAUAGUAUUGCUUUUGUUGUUUGGCUGAAGACGAUCUCCUUCAAAAGAAGUUGCAAUAUAUCUAGAACAAACGGACUACAGACCAAUUUGCUCAUUGGGAUCCAAACUUGGCUUGGCUAUCAAAGCCACCCUUUUGCCUCAAUAAAGACAUCAUUUCUAUUUAUUGUA
Molecule: messenger RNA, 502 nt
Organism: Sceloporus undulatus (fence lizard)
Lineage: Eukaryota; Metazoa; Chordata; Lepidosauria; Squamata; Phrynosomatidae
Gene: IER3IP1
Product: immediate early response 3 interacting protein 1
Exons: 3
Coding region: 114-362 (82 amino acids)
Biological process (GO): endoplasmic reticulum to Golgi vesicle-mediated transport
Cellular component (GO): COPII-coated ER to Golgi transport vesicle; Golgi membrane; endoplasmic reticulum membrane
Source: RefSeq, a predicted model, not a curated record